Nymphaea colorata (pocket water lily) is the source of this 1984-nucleotide messenger RNA. RefSeq names its product cystathionine gamma-synthase 1, chloroplastic. Gene Ontology annotation, cellular component: chloroplast. Bases 185 to 1816 code for a protein of 543 amino acids. NCBI's taxonomy places the organism in Eukaryota, Viridiplantae, Streptophyta, Magnoliopsida, Nymphaeales, Nymphaeaceae. Gene Ontology annotation, molecular function: pyridoxal phosphate binding; cystathionine gamma-synthase activity. The record is from RefSeq and is a predicted model, not a curated record. Gene Ontology annotation, biological process: transsulfuration. The transcript has 11 exons.
GGUUCACGUUGGUUUCUCUCUCUCUCUCUCUCUCUCUAUUAUUUUGUGUAUAUGAACGACCGUCCGUCCCAACACAGACGAGGCCGAGCGAGGUUGGGAAGGGAGAAAGGAAAGGGUGUUUAGGGUUGCGUAAGGAAGCGUGAGGCUUGGAUUUACUGGGUAAGAGAGUGAGAGGAGGGGUGAGAUGGCCAUGUCCAGCUGCUGCGCCAGGUUCCUGGGAGGAAGCUUUGCGCCUUCAUGUCUUCUUCCUCCUUCCUCCUCCUCCUCCUCCACUUCGUCCGGCUCCUCCUCCUUCGAGUGUCGAUCCGACCCUGAACUACUGUCCGGCUCAUCCUCCUUCCAGAGGACUCAAAGAAAGCGAAUCAGCUCCUCUUUGUCAUCAUCACCGCUCUUGAUGGCAGCAGGGAUGUCGUCGUCGCUCAUCUUCAGAUUCCCUCCCAACUUCGUGAGGCAGCUGAGCGUCAAGUCUAGGCGCAACUGCAGCAACAUCGGCGUCGCCCAGAUCGUGGCGUCUGCAUGGUCCAACAACGGUGGCCCCGUCGUCAGCCCGAAGGACGAGGAGAAGAUCCUCGAUCCUUCUCCUUGUAACAUUAGCGGUGUACAGAUUGGUGGUUCGGCUGUCUCACAGGCCCAAUUCUUCAGCUCCGACGGUUCCGUUGCGGUUCAUGCCGGAGAAAGGUUGGGGCGUCGUCUAAAUACUGAUGCAGUGACUACCCCAGUUGUUAAUACUACUGCUUAUACGUUCAGAAAUACUGCUGAAUUGAUUGACUUCAAGGAAGGGCGCCAUCCAAGUUUUGAGUAUGGUCGCUAUGGGAAUCCGACAACUGAGGUAGCAGAGCAAAAGAUCAGUGCACUAGAGGGGGCUGAAUCAACGUUGUUGAUGGCAUCUGGCAUGUGUGCUAGUACUGUUAUGAUGAUGGCAUUAGUACCAGCUGGUGGGCAUCUAGUGACAACCACUGACUGCUACAGGAAAACUCGGAUAUUUAUCCAAACAGUACUUCCUAAGAUGGGAAUAACGGCCACUGUCAUUGAUCCCGCUGAUAUUGAAGCCCUGAAAUCUGCUUUAGACAAAAACAAUGUAUCUCUUUUCUUCACAGAGUCUCCAACUAAUCCUUAUCUCCGAUGCGUUGACAUUGAGUUGGUUUCAAAAUUAUGCCAUAGCAAAGGAGCGUUGGUCUGUAUAGAUGGUACUUUUGCAACACCUAUCAAUCAAAAGGCCUUAGAGCUGGGUGCAGACCUUGUUCUGCAGUCUGUAACAAAAUAUCUUGCAGGCCAUAAUGAUGUCAUUGGUGGUUGUAUCAGUGGUUCAGAGAAACUGCUGGGUGAAAUUCGUACCCUGCAUCACAUUUUAGGCGGUGUUCUCAACCCCAAUGCGGCAUACUUGAUCAUCAGAGGCAUGAAGACACUGCAUCUUCGUGUGCAGCGACAAAACUCAACAGCAUUGAGAAUAGCACAACUUCUAGAGGUGCAUCCUAAGGUUUCACGUGUCCAUUACCCGGGCCUGCCCAGCCACCCAGAGCACCACAUAGCUGUUAAACAGAUGAAAGGCUUUGGUGGUGUUGUCAGUUUUGAGGUGUCUGGGGAUCUGAAUACUACGAGGAAAUUCGUUGACUCCUUGAGGAUUCCUUAUCUUGCUCCAUCAUUUGGAGGCUGUGAAAGCAUUGUGGAUCCACCCACUAUCAUGUCCUAUUGGGAUCUUACUCCGCCUGAGAGAGCUGAAUAUGGGAUCAAGGACUCACUGGUUCGAUUUAGUAUGGGAGUCGAAGAUUAUGAAGAUGUGGAGGCUGACAUUCUUCAGGCAUUGGAGGUCAUUUAAUUAACAAGCGGCUGUCACAAGAAGCAUUUGCUUCAAGUGCUAGUGAGGGUCGACAAUGCCUGGCGAGCAUACAGGGGUUACCACCCUCAGUGUCUAUGCAGGUUUCCGGAAACAUUGGACAUGAUAAUGCGCUCUUUAAUAAUAUUUGCAUGAGAUGUUUUUUUCCAA